This is a messenger RNA of Aspergillus nomiae NRRL 13137, 2001 nucleotides long. RefSeq names its product sigma-70 region 2 family protein. The transcript has a single exon. The record is from RefSeq and is a predicted model, not a curated record. NCBI's taxonomy places the organism in Eukaryota, Fungi, Ascomycota, Eurotiomycetes, Eurotiales, Aspergillaceae. The coding region runs from base 1 to 2001 and encodes 666 amino acids.
AUGUCAAGUGUGCCUGACCACACGGAUUCAGCUAAGCCUGCGAUAGAAUGGCAAUUCAUCGACGCUUCGAACAAUAGUCGGAGCAAUUUGACGCAGGUCAAGCGCCAUGUGAUGCAACAAUACAUGCGCCAAAAACGUGCAUCGGGUCAGCCUAGUGAUGAUGCCGAGCAGACGGUGGUAGAAAGCCAUAGCGCGCCACGAAAGUCUACCCGACGCCCCAGGAAGGGCAGGACGUCUACUGGGGACACUGCCCAGAAAGGAAAGGAAGAAGGCGUCAAUAGUCAGAGGCAGAAAAAUGUGCAGUCUUCAUCAGCACAAAGGUCCAAAGUCAAAGUGGCCCCGAGCAAAGAUUCGAUGGACGAUUUGGUGGAAGAAAUUGAGCGAGAUUUUGGUCCUGGUGUCAUCGCAAGUGCUGAAAGUGCAUCCAUACCAGCCAAUUCUUUCUUUCAGCUUCAAGGCUAUCCGCUGUCGCCCUAUCUUUUAGAGAAAUAUGUAUCUGGAAGUCAGAGUAGUGGCUCAGAGUCGGGCAAUUUAUCCCCAUGGUCAUCCACACCAACAUCCCCAACUGAUGUCACGCUUUCUCCAAAAACUAUCCUCAGUGCAGCACGAACCGACCCUUUCAAUACCCUGCCGAUGGAUCUUGAUGCUGAGGGCCAGCGACUAUUUGACUUCUAUGUCAAUGAGAUGCCUGCCUGUUCCUAUGGUAGUCAUUUCCGCUCUGCCAAGGCCCAUAAUUGGUAUACGGCAGUCUUUGUUCCAGAAGGAAUGAAAGGCGCCGUCACAUUCCAGAACACUAUUCUCGUACAUGCAGCGAAUACUUGGGCUUGGGUGCGGAACGAGGAGGAGACUGACUAUACACUUGUUCACCGCAACCGCGCAAUCUCCAUGCUCCGAGAUCAUAUGACACGAAAUCCAGGUGAUAUCUCCGAUGUUGCAAUUAUUGCAUGUCUCAGCGCUGCAGGUCUCGAGGACUUUGACCCUCGUCCAGGGCACAAAGAAAUUAGCUGGGUACACAUGCGGGCUGCGAGGGAAAUGAUACGGGCCCGAGGAGGACCAGCGGCCUUCGAGAAUACACGGUUGGGCAUGUUAAUCAACUGGCAAGAUUAUAUUCUAUCUGGAUAUGAAACAAAUGGGCUAAGUUUCUUCUUCGAGUAUAACCCUUCAGUCAAACAGUCUUUUAAGGAGCCAAGCCAAUGGAAAGACUCGAUAACGCAAACGUCCAAUCUGACGCCUUCCCCCCUUCCAUCAAUGCCUUUGUUAUCGCCUGGGGAUGCUUUAUCACACUCUGCAUUAAUCAAUCCAAGUAAUUCGUUAACAUUUCCGUCACCAGAGGAUGAGAUCCGGCAUCAGUGCGACGAGUUCAUCGACUUUCUGAAACGUUGUGAGGAGCUCUCGAUAUCCCAUCGACCUAACCGCGCCAAUACGCCAGCUUCAGUGCGUUACACUGCGUUUCAGGAGACAUCACUUCUGUAUAGCAUCCUUGCCGCACCACCCGGCCUACGCUUUACCGCUUCAGGCAACCGUAAACAAUUUGUCGCGCGGCUGGUUGCACUGAUCAUGCUUAAUGCAGCUCUUUGGGAUUACCGAAACUCCGUGCAGCAUAGCGAAACCUUCCUCUGGACAUUAGAGCAAGCAGUACUAGCGAGUGAGGUUGACACGAGUGGAUCCGUCGAAGCCUUACUUCAGAUCAUGCUUGAAUGCAACGAUGGUAUAACGACACCAGACAUGUCUUCUACGUCAUUAGGGGACCAAGGCGUGCCCGAUUUCACGCAGUAUUCUCCUGCUGCCAAAACACAAUACGGGCGACCUUGGUUUGCUGGCCGGAUGCUCAAGGUUGCAAAGCGACUUAGCCUGAAUUCCUGGAUGAUUGUCCACGACUUUCUCUUUUCAUGUUUGACGUUAUGUCUUGAGACACCUGUGUCUCUGUGGGAACGUGAACUACGGCAGGAGAUCCUCAGUGCGCCUCUAACGAGCUAUAUCAUGCCUGCUCUAGCAGAGUGA